GGGGCGGGGCCUGGCGGGUGAUGGGACUACAGUUCCCGUGAGGCUGUGCGGCGUCCGGCGAGGGCACCGUCAGCGCUGUGAGGAGAGUGGCGGCGGGGUUGACGCCGGCACUGACGGGGCACCAUGGCUGGGGCGAUGGCCGUCCUGGGCUCCUCCAUCCUGGCCCUCCUAUUGGCUGGGUACUUGGCACAGCAGUAUCUUCCCCCUCCCAAACCGAAAGUGAUCGGUGUGGAUCUGGGCACCACUUACUGCUCAGUUGGCGUGUUCCAACCUGGCACCGGGAAGGUGGAGGUGAUCGCGGACCAAGUUGGGCGGAAGAGUUUGCCGAGUGUGGUGUCGUUCACUGAUGGAGCAAUAUUGGUGGGUUAUGAUGCUCAGGAAAUGGGUGACACCAACCCGCUGAACACUGUGUAUGAUGCCAAGCGCUUUAUAGGGAAAAGCUUCACACCAGAGGAGCUGAGAGAUGAAAGCAGCCGGUACCAGUUUAAGGUGUUAUAUAAUAAUGGAAACGCGGAGUUCUCCAUUUCUGUAAAUGAAUCAUUCCAUGUCACACCUGAGUACAUCGGUUCCAGGUUGCUGUUAGAGUUGAAGAAGAUGGCGGAGGACUAUGUGGGGAUGCCCGUAAGCAAGGCUGUCAUUUCGGUACCAGCAGACUUCGAUGAGAGGCAGAGAAACCACACGGUGAAAGCAGCGCAGCUGGCAGGGUUGGACAUCCUCCGGGUCAUUAACGAACCGACUGCAGCAGCCAUGGCUUACGGGCUUCACAAGGUGGAUGUUUUCAACGUGCUCGUGGUGGACUUGGGGGGUGGCACCUUGGACGUGUCCCUGCUGAACAAGCAGGGAGGAAUGUUCUUAACAAGAGCUAUGGCAGGGAAUAACCAGUUGGGAGGCCAAGACUUCAACCAGCGGUUGCUGAAGUAUCUGUUUAAUCGGGUAUACCAGCGGUUCGGGACUCUGCCAUCCAACAAGCGAGAUGUGCAUCACCUGCGCCAAGCCGUGGAAGCGGCCAAGCUGAACCUGACCCUCACUGACUUGGCACUGAUUCGGGUCCCACUCUCACUGCCGGAUCCCAGGCAGCCUGGUGAAGCGGCAAGGGACAGUAGAGGGGGAGAGGCUGAAGGCAGCAACCAGGUCGUGUUCGAAGAAACAGUGACCAGAGACCUCUUUGAGGAGCUCAACAGGGACCUGUUUGAGAAGAUCCUGGAUCCCGUGAAAGAGGUCCUCUCCCACGGCCACCUGGAUCGCUACGAGGUGGACGAGAUUGUGCUGGUCGGCGGAUCCACCCGCAUCCCACGGAUACGACAAGUUAUCCGUGAGUUCUUCGGCAAAGAGCCCAAUACCUCCGUGGAUCCUGAUCUGGCUGUGGUGAUUGGUGUUGCCAUACAGGCAGGGAUCAUGGGUGGUUCAUGGCCAUUGCAGGUCAGUGCCCUGGAAAUUCCCAACAGGCACUUACGGAAAACGAACUUCAACUAAUGGAUUCCUUGCCUCACCACCCACACAUUGAAGUUGCUUACAGAGGAUCAGAAGUCCGCUUAUUGUUGUGGACUGGAGGCGGAAAACGCAGAUGAAGUGUUAACACUCUUACCACAAUCUUCAGAGUUACCUCCUUGCCUUCUGGUAAAUCAUUUGGGGAGGUCGGUCAUUAAUUUUGGAAGCUUUGCCUUAUUAGUAUUCUGUUGUUUUACCUUCCUCUCUUUUUAAAGCAGUUCUAGUGGCUCUAACUAAUACUAGGGCCAUAUUGCUUGUCACAUUGGACAGGUUACCAGAUAUUACUGCUCACAUCAAUCUUUACACGCUCUGCUGUUUCCUGGAUACCUUUUUAAUUGUCACCUCUCGAUUCGCUGAUAACGCUCAGUGCCAGCGUGCUGCAUUCAGUCCAGUCGAGAGGAUUGUGGGAAUUUUAUGGUUUUGGGUCCACCUCCUUAUAGUUUCCGCACUUGGCUAUUCUGGCCUACACGGUAGUCCAGGCAGCGGGAGUGGAGUUCCUGGCUCUGAUUACUCCCCUCUGCAAGGGUAGUCAGAUGAAGAUGGGAUUAGCUUUAUCCUGGCAACACUUGCUUAUCUGAAGUUGGCCCCACAGAAAGUAUGGGACAUGUACCCCAAGGAUAGCUGGUUCUUGGUGACGGUGAACCGUGCUGAACUUUGGGCAAGACAGUUGGUGGAAAGAAUCUUUGGAUUUCAGAAAAUACCCAAUAAAUAGUCUGACAAGAUGGAUGAUGAAGGAACUGAUUUUUAAAGGAAGCUCUGAUAGGAUCAAGCAUUUCCUCUUUCAGAAUCUUCAACCCAGUGAAUGUUGGAAAUAAAAUGAGUGCUUUGACCCAGGACAUUUGUUUAUUUAGAAUGACUUUACUUAAGUGGUGCCGCCAGGCAAACAGAGAACGUAUAAAUUUAUUAAAUAUAUAUUUAUAUGAAAUUUUAUACAUAAAGGAACUUUAUGAACUAAA
This is a messenger RNA of Pristis pectinata (smalltooth sawfish), 2444 nucleotides long. It is a transcript of the gene hspa13, whose product is annotated as heat shock protein 70 family, member 13. Gene Ontology annotation, molecular function: ATP hydrolysis activity; misfolded protein binding; heat shock protein binding. The transcript has 5 exons. The coding region runs from base 124 to 1473 and encodes 449 amino acids. Gene Ontology annotation, biological process: protein refolding; cellular response to unfolded protein; vesicle-mediated transport. Gene Ontology annotation, cellular component: cytosol; nucleus; plasma membrane. Lineage: Eukaryota; Metazoa; Chordata; Chondrichthyes; Rhinopristiformes; Pristidae. The record is from RefSeq and is a predicted model, not a curated record.